AUGGAGACUGGGAGCAAAACGUCUGAGGAUGAUAUAGCUCUCGAGAUCAGCAUUCUCAAGGAAGAAAUCAAAGUCUCAUCAGACAAUAAAAUUAAGGCAACAAAUUUGACCAAGCUUGCCUCUCGGUUAGUUGACCUCUACAAACAGACAAAGGCUAUAGAUCAACUCGAAGAGGCAAUCUUCUUCGCACGGCAGGCCGUCACCGCGAGUCCACUCGACGACCCAGAACUGCCACAGAGGCUACAUUAUCUAGGCGUUUGUCUCUCUACAAUCUAUGGCAGGAAGGGAGUCUUAGCAGACCUCAAAGGUGCAAUUGCGAUUGGCAGGCAGGCCCUCGAUUUCACGAAAAAUGACUCUCCAGAAAGGGCUUUAAGAUUGUCAAACCUUGCCCUACGAUUUUGGGAUAUGUAUGAAGCGACAAGGUCAGCCAAUGACAUUGAAGAGGCCGUUCGAUUCGGACGAGAAGCAGUCCACGCAACAUUAGAGGAUGACCCUGACUUAGCAGGAAGGUUAAAUAAUCUUGCAGGGGCUCUUAACGAUAAGGCAGCACAUUACAACCGCCCGUCUGAUCUCGAAGAAGCAGUAAUGCAUCAAAGAGAGGCAAUCAAGUUAGAGAUUCCUGGGUCACUAGAGAGAGCUCUGUACAUGGACAAUCUUGGAGUAAAGCUUCGCACCCUGUACUCUUUCACGGGGGUGAUGGCCGACCUAGAUGAUGCAGUGAAAAGCCAAAGAGAUGCAUGUGAUUCAAUGCCGUCGGGCAAUGCGUUGAGUGAAGGGAAUUGUUUGGAUAACCUCGGAAUUUCGCUGGCUACCAGAUACUCGGUAACAGGGGCCGCUACGGAUCUCGAUGAAUCCAUCUGCCUAAGCAAGAGAGCAAUUUCCAAGCUGCCACCCGAUCAUCCAAGCUACCUAAGAGUCCUGAACAACCUUUGGGUAUCGCUCGAAAGCCGACUCACAAAAACCGGGCUUGUCGAGGAUCUCAGUCAGGCCAUUGAGAUUGGACGUCAAGUGGCUACCCAAACUCCAAGGGAGCAUGAGGAAAAAGCAAAUCGGUUGCAUGCCAUCGCCAAGAAUCUCGAGAAGCGAUAUUUAAUUGCUAGGGGAGUCGGUGAUCUUGAAGAAUCCAUACAUAUCAGCCGUGAAGUUGUCGCCAUGACGCCAAAUGAUCACUCCAAAUGGCCAGAGAGGCUUGCUGUCCUGGGACACCGGCUCUACCAUCUUUAUAAGAAGACGCAGACAGUGACCGACCUCGAGGAGUCCAUCUCUCUUCUUCAACGGGCAGCUGGUCUAGGACCCCGCGGACAGACGGGGAGGAUACUUUGGCUGAGUUAUCUCGGAUCUGCGCUCAACGAACGAUACAUACUACAAGGGCCAGAAGGGGUACCAGAUCUUGAAAAGGCAAUCUCUGUUUAUCGAGAGGCGGUCUUGGAAGCACCACAAAGUAACCCAGAGCUACCAAGAGCAUUGUACUUUCUUUGUCGCAGGCUUCAUGAUCGGUACGAAAUAACUGGCUCAUCAUCUGACAUAGAUGAAGCAAUAGAAAAUGGCAAGCGGGCGCUUUCCCUUGCCUCAAAGGACGGCGCAAUGCGAGAAGCAAUUACUGGCGCCUUGAACUUCGCUUUGGAAGCUCGGUUUUCACGCAACGGGCUCCUAACCGACAUUGACGAGGCCAUUGAACUAGAUCGCCAGGCUUUAACAAUGGCGUCAGAAUGCGGUCCAGACCGAGCGAACUUCCUGACCGACCUCGCUCGACAUUUAUCUAAUAGAUACUCAAGAACUGAAAGGUCAGAGGAAAUCGAAGAAGCAAUCAUGUCAGCGAGGCAAGCAGUUGCAGUGGUCCCAAAUAAUCAUCCAGCAUGGUGUAGUACGAUGAGCAACCUUGCUUUGAGGCUAGCUGAUCGGUAUUCGCAAGGCAGAUCGAUGCAGGACCUCGAGGAAUGUAUUCAAAUCCAUAAGAAUGUCAUUUCAAAAACACCAGCGGAAAGCCCCGUCGAUCUUGCCACAAGCCUAGGCUCCCUCGGAGAAGCACUAAAUAAUCGAUAUCUGGCCACAGGAGACAUGAAUGACCUUCAAGAAUCCAUUGUUGCAACGCGCAGGGCAGCAGCUACAAUCCCAGAUGGACACCGCGAUCACGCGACCAUCUUGAGUAAUCUUGGGAGGGCGGUUCGUGACCGGGGCUCAGCGACGGGCUCAAGGGCGGACAUUGAUGAAGGAAUUCAGCUUAUGAGAAAAGCACUCACCCUGAUGCCAGAUGAUGGAUCCGACACGGCAGCAACUUUCAAUUCUCUUGCAGCUGGGCUCUAUUGUCGGUAUGAGGUUGUAAGGGCUAGGACAGACUUGAACGAAGCAAUACGAUUUGGAAAACUAGCGGCUGAUGGUGUGCCUGAAGGGUGUCAUGACUGGGUAUUGUCAAUGAACAAUAUCGGGAAUUGGCUUGCGGAGAGAUAUCUUAGAUUGGGAAACGAAGCUGAUCUUGAGGAGUCAAUUCGCAUUGGAAGACAGAUAAUCACAACUGUCCGCAAUGAUGACCCUCGCCGACCAAUAUACUUGCAUAAUCUGGCCGGCCGACUCGAGGAACGAUGGUCUAAGCACCAAGUCAUGUCAGACCUGGAGGAGGCAAUCAAAUUCGAACAACAGGCAAUCUCUACGGUGUCAUCAGGCUACUUUGACCGCUGGACGUAUCUGAACAGUCUUGGGGGCCAGCUAUUUAGGCUGUAUUCUGAAACAAAAUCGACUCUCCAUCUUCAACAAGCCAUCACAGCCGCAACAGAGGCAGUUUCUUCAACAAGAGAAGGCAGCUCUGGGCGAACAAUUUACUUAAACAACCUUACCAACCUCAAACACUGCGAGUAUAAAAUAACCAACGAUAGAGGCAAACUAGAAGAGUCCGCUCAGCUGCAUUGGGCUGCCCUGAAUGAGUCGAACUCGCCAACGGUCGAGCGCAUUCACGCCGCUAAAUGCUUCAUUCCCAUAUGCUCAGAUCUGCAACAAGCCUACGAAGCCGCAAAACUCGCUAUUGAUCUCGUCCCCAACCUGUGUAUCAGGUCCCUUGAAACGGAUGACAGGCAACAUUUACUCAGCCGAGUGGGAAGCUUGGCCUCUGAUGCAGCCGCAGCCGCCUUAGGAGCGGGCAGGACACCGCAAGUUGCUUUGGGAUUGCUCGAGAAGGGUCGUGGUAUGCUUGCAACAUCACUGGAAGAAUUGCGGGCUGAUAUUGCCCAUGUGAGGCAGCGAGACACCUCGAUGGCGGAUGAGUUCUUACGACUCGCAAAUCAGCUCGAAAUGCCCUCAGUCUCACAUUCAAGCACCUCAAUGGAGCUAUUCUCAUCAAGCUAUGCUGGGGAGAACCAGCGCUACAAGGCGGGAAAUGAGUUUGAUGAUCUCGUUGCGAAAAUUCGCAAGCUUCCAGCAUUCGAAGACUUUCUCCUUCCUCCAUGCGAAGCCCAAAUUCUGGAGGCGGCAUCAUGUGGGCCAGUCAUCAUCAUUAAUGUCAGCGAGCUUCGAUGUGACGCUCUGCUCGUCGAAACGAACGGCAUCAGGGCCUUACAUCUGCCUGAUCUCUGCAAGAGUGACAUUGAGGAACGGUCGAGAACUGUAGGAGGCCCGCUGACGAAUCGAAAGAUAUUUGAAUGGCUAUGGGAUGUCGCUGCCUGCCCGAUUCUGGAAGCACUUGGCUUUACGAAACCACAGUCUAAGGACGAAACUCUGCCUCAUGUGUGGUGGAUCCCAACCGGCCUUUUGACUAGAUUCCCCAUACAUGCCGCUGGGUAUCAUAGGAAGCGGUCCGGUAAUACAGUGCUUGACAGGGUCAUGUCUUCAUACAGCUCCUCUGUCAGUGCCAUAGUUCGCGGUCGGAAGCGUCGUCAAAUUGCGGGUCAGAACAAGAUGCUUUUCAUCGCCAUGGAGCACACACCAGGCCAGUCAUCGCUUCCGUUCGCUAUAAAGGAAGAAGCUGUCAUUUCUGAAAUGAUGAAUCUCGAGGUGGUCAGCCUGAAAAAUCGCCGCAAGGGGGAAGCCAUGGCCCAGUUGAAAGAUUGUCAGAUAUUUCACUUUGCUGGCCACGGCUUCACAGACCAAAACGAUCCAUCGAAUAGUCGUCUGCUUCUGGAAGACUGGAAACAGAGUCCACUUCGUGUGGCCGACCUCCUAGAGUUGAAUUUGAAGGAACGGUCGCCUUUCCUGGCUUAUCUUUCGGCUUGUGGAACUAGCCAGAUUCAUAACGAGAGCCUUGCCGAUGAGAGUAUCCAUCUUGUGAGCGCCUGCCAGCUUUCAGGGUUCCGGCAUGUCAUUGGCACUCUCACAAGCGUCGAGGAUGAAAUGUGCGUAGAAAUGGCAAGGAUCACGUACAAGGAAAUUCUUGAUGGUGGUAUGACCGAUGGAUCCGUCUGUCGAGGAGUACAUAAAGCCAGUCAGUGGCUCCGAGACAAAUGGCUUUCCGGCAAAAGCCCCAGGGGGGUUGCAAGCUCGGUUCGAGGUAACUCCACAUCUUUUGUUAUUGGCUCUAAUAAUCAUAGCCGUGCUCAGCCUCCUAGAGAUAUAUUUGAGAUCGACAGCAGUGAGGAUGAUUACGGAGGUUUCGGCCAGGCGAGCUGGGCUCCGUAUGUACAUUUCGGCGUUUAG
Messenger RNA from Clonostachys rhizophaga, 4620 nucleotides. The record is from the annotation of a GenBank genome assembly. Lineage: Eukaryota; Fungi; Ascomycota; Sordariomycetes; Hypocreales; Bionectriaceae.